Molecule: messenger RNA, 740 nt
Organism: Mixia osmundae IAM 14324
Lineage: Eukaryota; Fungi; Basidiomycota; Mixiomycetes; Mixiales; Mixiaceae
Exons: 3
Coding region: 73-474 (133 amino acids)
Biological process (GO): mitochondrial electron transport, ubiquinol to cytochrome c
Source: RefSeq, a predicted model, not a curated record
GCCAGCUCGGUGGAGGGAGCAGGACAGCGGUUGAACACUGGCCAUCAAAACAGCUUCAGCAGGAAGUCAGCCAUGCCUUUCUUCGGGGGAGUGCUCGGCAUUAGUUUGGCACCGUUCAUCAGAGCGAGACCAUCGCUCUAUCGGUUCGUGAAGCCAAUCGCGGACAAGUAUCAGGAUGCGUGCGGCUAUCGCAAGAUGGGCCUGCUGGGAGAUGACAUUAUCCCGGACGAGAACCCCAUCGUGGAGAGGGCACUCGCAAGACUGACCGAUCGCCAACGCUACGACCGUGCCUUCCGACUCCGCACGGCCGUACAGUGCUCCGUGCUCCACCACGACUUGCCCAAGGAUCAGUGGAUCAAGCCAGAAGAGGAUAUCUCAUACUUGCGCAGCCACAUCCGUGACAUCGAAAAGGAAGACAAGGAGCGAGCUUACUGGGAGAGCGUGACUGUCAAGAAGAAGAGCGCGCACGCAUAAGCCGGCUUCUGUCCGCUCGCUUGGGCCGGACUCUUUGUCAGAGCACGAGCUGCUCCCCCUUGCGAUUUCGUCGCGCGUGUGUGAUCCAUGCAGAUCGUCUUUUCAUAUCGAGCGAUGCCUCCCAUGACGUCUCGCCGAGCUACAGCUACAUUGCGCAAUUGCGGUCAGCCUGCCUGGUUCUGCUUCGAGCAGCCGUCAUGGCAUCUCAGCCGUCUGCGAGCUUGUUCGUCGGCAUUGCAGUCAUACAGACGAGUCGUGCCAGACAG